AUGUUAGUCAAUUCAGGAAAUUUGAUUGUUAACAUAAAGAAUGAUAUCAUGUAGAGAUAUCAGAGGAUAAAACUAAUAGGUUAAGGGAGCUAUGGAAAAGUAUACAAAGUAAAGAACUAAGCAAAUGAAUUGAGAGCCUUGAAAAUAAUAGCUAAAAAAGAUUUCACAGAUCAGAAUGAGAUUGAGAACAUGAAAAAAUUGGACCAUCCCAAUAUCAUGGCCAUUUAUGAGAUAGCUCAAGAUGACAACUAUUAUUACAUAGUCAGUCAAUUGUGUGAAGGGACUGAGUUAUUUGAUGAAAUCCACAGAAGAAUAAAGAAAAAUCAAAUCUUCACAGAGGAUGAAGUGAGAUACAUUUUCAAAUAGAUUUUGAGUGCUAUAGCCUAUGCUCAUGAUAAAAAUAUUAUGCACCGUGAUAUCAAACCUGAAAACAUCCUCAUUGAUCCUAAGGAUCAACACAUAAAAAUAAUUGAUUGGGGAUUGAGCAAAGACAUGACUGAUCUUGUUUCAAUCAAAUAGAAGAUAGGAACCAUUGAUUACGCAGCACCUGAGGUUCUCUUAGAAAAAGGGUAUGAUAAGAAAUGUGAUUUAUGGUCUUGCGGUGUGAUCCUAUACAUUCUACUCUCUGGUGAAACUCCCUUUCCAGGGAACAAUACAGGUGAAAUUGAAAAGAAAAUCACUAAAUCUAAAAUUAAUUUGAAUUUGAAAGUGUGGAAGUCAGUCUCAAAUGAUGCCAAGAAUUUAUUAAAAAAUUUGUUACAAUCUGAUCCUGUUAAGAGAUUCAGUGCCUAAUAGGCCUUAGAAAGUGAAUGGAUUCAAAAAUAGACUCAAUCAGUAACCAAGGAAAUAUCAUCUCAGGAGAUGCAAUUUAGACUCCAGAAACUAUCUAGAUUUUGUUGUGAAAGCAAAAUGGUUUAAGCCACUUUCCAUCUUAUGAUAUAAUAGAAUUUAACACAAGAGAAGUAUAAGCAGUUGAGACAAACCUUUUAGAAACUAGAUAAGAAUGGCGAUGGGAAACUAAGUAUGGAAGAAUUGAGAGCGUAUUGUAAUGAUGAUAUUGAUGUGGAGGACUUAUUCAAUAGGGUUGAUACUGAUAAAAAUGGGUUUAUUGAAUUUACAGAAUUCUUGACAGCUGCAGUGGACAUGAAGAAACUUGCUUCUCAUGAUCAACUCAAAGAAGCAUUCCAUUUGCUGGAUCAAAAUGGAGAUGGCUUUUUGGAAAUUGAUGAAAUUAAAAAAAUCUUCAAUGGCAAAAUCUAAGUUCAAGAUGAAAAUCAAUGGGAUCAAUUACUCUAAGAAAUUGAUAAGAAUAGAGAUGGCAAAAUCUCAUUGGAAGAGUAUUAAGAAGCUAUUUCUAAGUUUAUUGACCAUAAUCAACCUUCCUCCAAUUUUGCAAGUCAAAAUCCAAAUCCUGAAACAGAACCAAGUAUCAAAAAAAAAGUCAAGUUAACUGAAUCCACUUAUAAGUUAAGGAAUAGAUAAAUUAAUUGA
This is a messenger RNA of Paramecium octaurelia, 1491 nucleotides long. The record is from the annotation of a GenBank genome assembly. NCBI's taxonomy places the organism in Eukaryota, Ciliophora, Oligohymenophorea, Peniculida, Parameciidae.